This is a messenger RNA of Caenorhabditis briggsae, 1587 nucleotides long. The transcript has 7 exons. Lineage: Eukaryota; Metazoa; Nematoda; Chromadorea; Rhabditida; Rhabditidae. The record is from RefSeq and is a predicted model, not a curated record. The coding region runs from base 1 to 1587 and encodes 528 amino acids.
AUGAAGAUUUCGAUAUUCCUUUUGAUUUUUCAUUUUUCUGAAAAUCUGACUUUGAAUCUGACAAACUUUUUGGAGUUUUAUGAGAAUGCGGGAGAAUGCGCAUUUAACUACACACAAAUCAGUUCCACAACAAUUGAGCACUUUCCAAAAUGCAGUACAAUAUAUGGAAUUCUGGUCAUCAAUGAGAAAACUGAUUUAUCGAUUGAUCAAAUGAUUCCAUAUUUUGAAAAUAUUGGAGAAUGGUUUGGAGGGUUACAACUGGAAAAUACCAAUUUCACAAGUCUCGGAUUUUUUUCAAAACCCAAAAAUGGGUAUGUAACAGUGUAUUGUGAAAAAUUUGGAUUUUAUAUUCGAAAUAAUCCCAAUCUCACCGACUACAGUAUCCUUCGAUCAUUUUUCAUGCACAGUAAUGGUGAUGGAAAAGAAUGUGAUAUUCAGAUAACAAAUAACAGUCAGCUGGAUGCAGAAUCUUUUUGCGACUCUGGAUUUUUUCAUUAUUUUACAGAUUUGACAGUUAAAGGGAAUCUUAAAGAUUGUGGUGAGAAGAGAGAGGACGAAGACAGUUGCCAAGGCGAUGAAAUUGAUGAUUCGAAUUUAUCCACCUACAAAUCCUGCACCAAAUUAUACAAUGGACUUCAGUUGAAAAAUAUGAGCAAGAUUGGAACAUCAAAUUUGUCGAAAAUUCAACAAAUUCGGGGAGUAAUUGAUAUCGUGGACACAGAUCUUGAGGAUUUGUCGUUUCUUAAAAAUUUGAAUAUUUUCAAAUAUCGGAACCAAUGGCUCACAGAAAAAGUUUCAUUCAAUCUUCAGAAUAACUUGGAAAUGAGAAGAUUUGGUAUUCCGAAUUUCCAGACGAUUCACAACACAGAAUCCAUCGACCAAAGCAAGGAAGAAGGAAUUGCCCUAUUCAAUUUUGAAAAUCUACACCCAGAUUUUUGUUUAACCAUUGACGAGAUAGUUUUCUUCCUGAAAAGCGGCGUAGCUUUUCGAAAUUUGGAUUCGAAAGUGUGCGCGACAAAAGAUAAAUUCAAAGGAAACGAUAUUUGUCGUUUUGAGUCUAUGGAAAAACUCGCUGAAAAUUGUUAUAUGAUUCUUGGAGAUGUUACGGUAGACUCUGGAGAUGAGCAAUACUUUUCAAAGUUGAGAGCAACUCAUUAUCUAUUUGGAUCGAUUAGAAUUCGAAACACGACUCUGAAAAGUUUGGAGCAUUUAUACAGACUUUUGUACAUUGUGGAUCUUGAAGAUGGUGGACCAGUUAUUGAAAUAAAUUCGAAUAAAAAAUUAAGAAAUGUGAAUUUUGCUGGGUUGCAGAGCAUUUUCACACGAGAUGCAAAUCGUACCGCCUUUAUUCAAGACAAUCACCCGAAGAUUUUUGAAAGUUAUGAUGAAAUUUGUUCAUUGGUUGAAUCCACUGAUAUGUACAGAAUCUAUCGAACUCGUUUAAACUUUGUUGGAGGAAAUUGUGCAACUGAAAUGGAGACAAUGGAAUUGAGCAAAUCGUCUUGGCUCAUGGAGGAUAAUUUUUCAACUAGAGCAGAUUUUGUGAUUUUUUUCUUGAUUUUUUGCAGCUGGUUAAUGUUUGAAUAG